UUUCCGUUUUCUUUUUUUGUUUAGGCUCGGCAAGCGGCACGAGGUUCAGCUGCAGUCUAGGCGGCCGGUCUGUGAUCCCUUCUGGACGGCACAAGAAACCACCAUGUGUGGCAUCUGGGCCCUGUUUGGAAGUGAUGAAUGCCUCUCAGUUCAGUGUCUCAGUGCUAUGAAAAUAGGCCACAGAGGGCCAGAUGCUUUUCGCUUUGAAAAUGUCAACGGAUUCACCAACUGCUGUUUUGGUUUCCACCGUCUGGCAAUUGUUGACCAGCUGUAUGGAAUGCAACCUCUACGGGUGAAGAAGUUUCCCUACUUAUGGCUGUGUUACAACGGAGAAAUCUACAACUACAAACAGUUGCAAAAACAAUUUGGAUUUGAUUACCAGACCUUGGUAGACGGAGAGGUAAUCCUUCAUCUUUACAACAAAGGAGGGAUAGAGCAGACAGCCUCCAUGCUCGAUGGCGUGUUUGCGUUCAUUCUGCUAGACACAGCGAACAGGAAGGUCUUUCUGGGAAGAGAUACAUAUGGAGUCAGACCACUGUUUAGGGUCCUGACUGAUGAUGGAUUCCUUGGUGUCUGCUCUGAGGCAAAAGGUCUUAUCAACUUGAAGCACUCAAUGUCUUUUGCUCCAAAGGUAGAUCCUUUCCUUCCAGGACACUAUGAAGUGUUGGAUCUAAAGGCAAAUGGCAAAGUUGGAUCGGUGGAACUGGUAAAAUUUCAUGGCCCUAAAGAUAAGCCUCUACAUGCUGAUUACGAUUCACUACAAAACCUGUCCUCAGGUUUUGAUAUUGAAACAGUGAAAAGCAACAUUCGUCUUUUAUUUGAAAAUGCUGUUAGGAAACGCUUGAUGUCUCACCGAAGGAUUGGUUGUCUCUUGUCAGGUGGCUUGGAUUCUAGCUUGGUCGCUGCAGUGCUUCUUAAACUGAUGAAAGAGGCAGACUUUCCCUGCCCUUUACAGACCUUUGCUAUUGGAAUGGAAGAUAGUCCUGACCUUCUGGCUGCUAGAAAGGUAGCGGCUCACAUUGGCAGUGAACACCAUGAGGUCAGUUUCAAUUCUGAAGAAGGGAUUCAGGCACUAGAAGAGGUUGUAAUUUGCUUGGAAACAUAUGACAUCACAACCAUACGAGCUUCAGUAGGUAUGUAUCUGGUCUCCAAGUACAUUCGAAAGAACACAGACAGUGUGGUCAUUUUUUCAGGAGAAGGGUCAGAUGAACUGACCCAAGGCUAUAUCUACUUUCAUAAGGCACCCACACCUGAAGAUGCCGUAGAGGAAAGCGAAAGGCUUCUCAAAGAACUCUACCUUUUUGAUGUUCUUCGUGCUGAUAGAACAACUUCUGCCCAUGGCCUUGAACUGAGAGUUCCGUUUUUGGAUCACCGGUUUACUUCUUAUUACCUGUCUUUGCCUGCAGAACUCAGAAUACCAAAGAAUGGAAUUGAAAAGUAUCUCUUGAGAGAGGCCUUUCAAGAUACAAACUUACUGCCCAAAGAAAUCCUCUGGAGACCCAAAGAAGCCUUUAGCGAUGGAUUAACCUCUGUCAAGAAAUCCUGGUUCUCAAUACUCCAAGAUUAUAUUGACCUUCAGGUUGAGGACUGUUUGCUGGAGAAGGCAGCAGAGAAGUUUCCAUUCAAUCCCCCUAAAACGAAAGAAGGAUAUUACUACCGCCAAAUCUUUGAGAAGCACUACCCAGGACGUUCCAGUUGGGUCCCUCACUACUGGAUGCCAAGAUGGAUCAAAGCCACCGACCCAUCUGCUCGCACACUGCAACAUUACAAAUCGGCCCCAAAAGAAUAGACUUUUCAAACGUUUCUCCCUGUAAGCUGCUUGUUAAUGUGUGGCUCCCUUGGCCCAAAAAAGGACAGCAAGCAAACAAAGCUUUAAAAAUAAAUAAAUAAUCCUUUCAGAUGAAGGGAGACCUUAUCAUUGAUUUAAAACACUGUUGAAAACUAAUAUUUCUAUUUUGCCAAGGCUGGGUUUUUGCACAAGCUAGUAAACUGCAGUUUAAGGCCUAAGGUUAUGAAAGACCUCUAAAUAAAAAAAUAUGACUAAAAAAUAAAUUACCACGGGGGGGGGGGAGGUAAUGCCAUGACUUCCUCUUAGACUCAAUGUAGGGCCUCAGCAUGUCUUAAGCCAGUCCCAUAUUCUACUUAAACUGCAUUUUACAACCAGUAUAGUCUUAAAUAACCUAUUCAAGCCCGUAGCAUUGAUCUACAAUUUGGGCUGCUUAGCCUACAGGUAUUCUGUUUAAACCUCAGUGAAAUAUAAGCCGUCUAAGAGAGCAAUCCCAAGUAGGUCUGCUCAGAAUCCUACCUGGUGUAUUCAGUGAGGCUUACUUAGAAGAACAGAUCUUUAGGGUUGCAUUGUAAUUGUGAAUGAUUGCAGCCUCUAAGUGCAAUUUUCUAACUAUCACUGUGCCUGCUACCUACCAUAACAGUUCUGCUUUUUCUCAUAGUCAGAUCUCUCAACUAGGCGGUUGUAGUCAUAACCUGGUCUUCUUGUUGUUAAUGCAAAACACACACAUUUUUAUAAACCAAACGGUGUUUUUACUAUAGGAGGUUGUUUGUCUUGAGUGUUUGGAAAUAAUGGUGCCUUAAUUUUUAAUAGUUGUUUGAGUGAGAACAUUUCAGUUGGUAUGGUGUUUCUUGGAAAAACCCUAGCAUGAUCAAGCACUAGGGUUCCCUUUUUGACAGAGAUGUUAAAGAUUCAGGAACUCUCUCUUCUACUGUACCUAGUUGCCUCAGUCACUGUGCACAUUUUCAGAUUUUCUCUUUCCCAAGUCUCCCCCCCCCCCCAUUAAGACCAUGGGGAGGUGCAGCCUGGAAUUGGAUCUCUAGUUUCAAGAACAACCUGAACAUUUUGUUGAUGAGAAACUUGUCAAAAUGACCACUGUAAUUUCUAUAUUAUUGGAAGACUUGCUAAUUUUAGCAAUAAAAAUUAACUUUUGUGAUUCUAGUGGCUAUAUAAGCCCCAUUCACAACUGAUACAAUCUAUGUACAGUAUACACUUAAUUUGUCUUUGUAUGUGCACUGAAUAAUUCUCAGGUUACAUUGAAGACAUACAGAUGAAUGUGUGGUUGAAACUGCACACAUAUGCAAGUAUUGGUCCCCUGUUUUCAUUUGUUUCAUUUCUUACAAAGUAGUAUAUGUGUAUACACACAGCUUGUAUGAGCAUUCCCUGUAACGUGAACGGGGCUAGUGAAACCUACAUGUGAUUAUACAGGUACCGUAUGUUUUAAGAGGUUAAGGAUGGUUUUGAGUCUUAAAUUAUAAUCUAGGAAAGGAACCAUACCAUGUUUCAAUAAAAUAACC
Gekko japonicus is the source of this 3303-nucleotide messenger RNA. RefSeq names its product asparagine synthetase (glutamine-hydrolyzing) (gene ASNS). Bases 104 to 1789 code for a protein of 561 amino acids. Gene Ontology annotation, cellular component: cytosol. NCBI's taxonomy places the organism in Eukaryota, Metazoa, Chordata, Lepidosauria, Squamata, Gekkonidae. The transcript is spliced from 12 exons. Gene Ontology annotation, molecular function: asparagine synthase (glutamine-hydrolyzing) activity. The record is from RefSeq and is a predicted model, not a curated record.